AGGUUCCCCAUUUGGAGGGACUAGCAACAGUUUACAUUAAUGCAUAAAAGAAUGUCUGCACUGUUGGGUUUCUGUCUUCCAAAAUUUCCAAUUUCUUCUUUCCUGCUAAGGUUGGUUUGCCUUCUUUUUGUUCUUUCUGUUCUCAUUUCUUCUUCCCCUUCUUGUCACCUAAUGGUGUCUUUUCUAUACUAAAAACAAGGGAAACAGAGCUCUCUGGAGCUUACCUCUCUCCAAAAAUCAAAACCCAUCUUCAGAUACCUCCAAAAUCUUUAAUUUCCUUUCUUGAUUUUGCUUCUUCCUCUGAAAUUCGUCUAAUUUUUGUUGGGUUUUGCUUCUUCCUCUUAAAGUCGUCUGAUUUUUGUUCUCAACUGGAAUUUCAGACAAAUGGGCUAAGUGUAGUGCAGGAAGUAGGAAGAUUGAGUUUUGAUGAGGGUUUUGUUCCGUAAGAUUCGUUGUCCUUUCAUCUGUUUCUGCAAACCUUCUCCUCAUCUGUACCCUGCAGGACCAUUGAAAUUGGAAAACGGACAUCAUGUUCCUACAACAAAAGAUGUGACUGGAACUGAUUUCACCGGCAGUGAUUGUGUCUCCUGUGAUUAUGACACAGCUAGGGGUAAGGAUGAGAGUGUUGUGGAUGUGAACAACAGGCAGGAAGGAGGUGAGAAUUGCCAGGAAAGUAAUCUAAGGAAGGCAGAUUCCGAUGGAGUGAGGAGGAUACGGAUUAUGAAGUCGAUGAGACAAGAGGAUGUGUUUGUGUAAUUCUAUGAUAUUGCUAAAUUAGCUUAGCAAAGUUCUAUUGCAUCACAACAUCAAGAAGAGCAGAGUUUCCAACUAUUUCAGACCUAAUUUUACAUUAGCCGGAAAAACAUUCAUGUCAGGUCGGUACCAAGUGCGAUUUAUAUUCUCUACCUCUCUGUUAAUCAAGAACACUUCGUGGGAAUGAUAAUUUUUUUUUUUUAGUUGUUUCAGUGAGAAAAGUAAUAAUUUCUCAUCUCUUAU
Rubroshorea leprosula is the source of this 996-nucleotide messenger RNA. Lineage: Eukaryota; Viridiplantae; Streptophyta; Magnoliopsida; Malvales; Dipterocarpaceae. The record is from the annotation of a GenBank genome assembly.